UUCCUGACUCCGUGGCCAGGCUGCUGUGAGACUCCUCAGAGAUGCAGCUGUCUAUAACUCAUCCAUGCUGUUGGACCCUGCGUCUGCUACUGGUGUCCAACCUGCUCCUGUGGGAGAAUGUCGCCUUGGUGCCCACGUGCUUAGUAAGGAAUGGGCGCUGCUUUGCUUCCUUGGAAGAAAUGCUUGAAAGAGCUGUUGGUUUGUCUGAAGAGAUAAGUAAACAAGCUCUUCAACUGUUUACUGAAUUUGAUAAUCAGUAUGCGCAGAGCAAGCAGCUCAUUAACAAGAACUUCAAAAAAUGUCAUACAUCUUCUCUUGAGCUUCCAAAACCCAGCAGUACAUCUGUUCAGACACAUCCCAUAACCCUACUGAAAAUAGCAAGCAAAUUAUUGAGCGCCUGGAAGGUUCCUCUGAACGACCUAGUGAACAACCUGCCAUCCUUGAAAGACAUACAUCCUAAUAUCCUUUCCAAAGCCAGAGAGAUUGAGGCUAAGAGCGCUGGACUCCUGGAGGGUGUUAAGAGCAUUCUCAUCCAGAUGCAAAAUGGAGAUACAGAAGAUGAGAACUACCCUGGCUGGUCUGGACUGGCAUCCUUGCAGUCAGAGAAUGAAGAUGAUCGCCUCUUUGCAUAUUAUAACAUGAUCCGCUGUGAGGGUAGAGAAACGCAAAAGGUUGAAACUGCUCUCAAGAUGGUGAAGUGCAAAAUUUCAAAUGAAAACAACUGCUAAGCCCUUUGUAUCCCAUCUGUAUCUGAGAUGCUCCUUGAUGAUAUAUUGCUGUGAAACCUGCUUUAUGUUUCUCUCUUUUAAAUGCAUGCUCAGUGUGAUUGUUAUCUUCUUUUACAAUAAAAAACUGACCCCAUGUAUGUGACCAUCUGAGAAUCAAUUGGUCAAAAUUUCUCUUCCUUUAAUAAAAUCUGUAUGCAUACCA
Messenger RNA from Rattus norvegicus (Norway rat), 930 nucleotides. It is a transcript of the gene Prl2a1, whose product is annotated as prolactin family 2, subfamily A, member 1. Bases 42 to 728 code for a protein of 228 amino acids. The transcript is spliced from 5 exons. Gene Ontology annotation, cellular component: extracellular region. The record is from RefSeq and is marked provisional. Lineage: Eukaryota; Metazoa; Chordata; Mammalia; Rodentia; Muridae. Gene Ontology annotation, molecular function: hormone activity.